AUGUCAAUAAGGACAAAGGCAGCUGAUAGAAAAGAACCAGAAGUGAUUCUAAGCAGCAAAGAGGUAUCAGGAAGCAAACUCUACCAAGUGAAAUGGAAAGGACUACCAGAAGAAGACUGCACAUGGGAACCAAAAAGCCACCUACAAAAUUUCUGGGAACUUAUUGAAGAUUAUGAAGCUAAAAAGCCGAAACCAAUUAAAAAGUCAAGUGUGAGGAGGAAAGGAAGCUUUACAAUGGAUGAUGAGCCAAAAAGUGUAACUCAGAUUAUAUAUAACCCAGAAACAAAUCAAAUUCUUGGAGAAGUUGAAUGAAAAUCUGGAGAACUGUUAAACACAGUUUAUCCCUUAGAAGUUCUACACGAAAACUGUCCAAUCUUGAUGUGUGAGCUUUAUUAUUCGUACUUAAAAUUCACAUACAAACCUGCAUAA
Messenger RNA from Blepharisma stoltei, 429 nucleotides. The record is from the annotation of a GenBank genome assembly. NCBI's taxonomy places the organism in Eukaryota, Ciliophora, Heterotrichea, Heterotrichida, Blepharismidae.